AUGACCUACCCUCUCUUCUGCAUGGGCAACCCCCUCCUCGACAUCCAGGUCAAGGCCAACGACGAGCUCCUCUCCAGAUACAACUUGAAGUCGAACGAUGCUAUCCUCGCUGACGAGUCCCACAUGUCGUUGUACGAGGAGAUCAUCGGCUUCCCCGAUGUUGUCUACGUUGCCGGAGGUGCUUCCCAGAACACCGCCCGUGGUGCCCAGCGCUUGUUGCCCCCCAAGUCUGUUGUCUACGUCGGAGCCACCGCCGAUGACAAGUUCAGCGCCCAGUUGGUCGCUGCCGCCAAGGCCGACGGUCUCACCACCGAGUACGUCCACAUUCACGGCGGUAUCCCCACUGGCACCUGCGCUGCCUUGAUCUCUGGCCACGACCGCUCCCUCGUCACCAAGCUCUCUGCCGCCGAGAAGCUCACCGUCGACCACAUCAAGACCGACCACACCUGGAACUUGGUCAAGGGCGCCAAGGUCUACUACAUCGAGGGUUACUUCUUGACCGUCACCCCCGAGGGUAUCCUCGAGAUCGCCAAGCAUGCUGCUGCCGAGAACAAGACCUUCACCAUGAACCUCUCUGCUCCCUUCAUCCCCCAGUUCUUCACCAAGGUCUUGGAUGAGGUCAUGCCCUACAUGGAUGUUGUCUUUGGUAACGAGGGUGAGGCCGAAGCCUAUGCCCUUGCCCACAACUUGCCCGACCCCAAGGAUGUCAAGGCUGUUGCCACCUACAUUGCCAAGCUCCCCAAGGCCAACACCCAGCGCGAGCGUCUUGUUGUCUUCACCCAGGGAGUCAACAACACCAUUGUCGCCAAGGCUGAUGGCUCGAUCCAGGAGUACCCCAUUAUUACCAUCCCUGAGAACGAGAUUGUUGACUGCAACGGAGCUGGAGAUGCUUUCUGCGGCGGUUUCGUUGCCAAGCUCGUCCAGGGUGAGGACAUUGCUGCCUCGAUCGCCAAGGGCCACUACCUCGCCCACGCUGUCAUCCAGCAGGUCGGCCCCACCUACCCCGCCCACAUCAAGCAGGAUUAG
Linnemannia hyalina is the source of this 1026-nucleotide messenger RNA. The record is from the annotation of a GenBank genome assembly. NCBI's taxonomy places the organism in Eukaryota, Fungi, Mortierellomycota, Mortierellomycetes, Mortierellales, Mortierellaceae.